AUGCCCCGCUCAGACAACUUGGUCAUCCUCGACAUCAAUGAGGAUGUUAUGUCUCGAUUCGUCAAGGAAACCAAAGAACCUCACCGCAGUGAUGUGCAGGCCAAUACAUCAUAUGUGGAAAUCGCAAGUAGUGUACGAGAUCUGGCUGAGAAAUCGAACAUCAUCAUCAGUUGUCUCCCAACUGUGAAAAUCGUCCAAGACACAUAUUCUGCCAUUACCACGAAAGGCGCUUUGCCUCCUUUGCAAGAGAAACAGGAACGUUUGUUUAUUGACUGUUCGACUAUUGAUCCUCCAUCCUCGAGGCAAAUCGCAAGCUCUAUCCAGGAUGCUCUCGCAAGCCACUACGUGGAUGCACCUGUAUCUGGAGGAGCAGUUGGUGCCCAGGCGGGCACUCUGUCCUUUAUGUACGGUACCCCUGUUCAGUCACCUGAGUUCAUCAACCGCGUAGAAAGUGUUCUUCAAUUGAUGGGAACCAAGGUGUGGCAUAUGGGAGGCCAAGGUUGUGGCGUGUCCGCCAAAUUGGCCAACAAUUACAUCCUGGCCAUCAACAACAUUGCCACAUCUGAGGCCUUGAAUAUGGGCCGGGCGUGGGGCUUGGAUCUCCAGAAAUUGACUGAAUUGAUUAACUCUUCCACGGGUCACUGCUGGCCGAUGGAAGUCAACAAUCCUGUGCCUGGUGUGGUCAAAAAUGCUCCUGCUUCCAAUGGAUAUGAACCCGGGUGUCCUGUGAGCAUGAUCAACAAAGACUUGGGUCUUGCGAUUGCUGGAGCGACGGAUUCAAAGAUCCCACUUUUAUUGGCAAACACAGCCCGCGAAGCCUACGAUGCAGUCGAUAAAGACCACCGUGGACGGGACUUCUCGAUUGUCUAUCAAUGGCUUCAAAACAAGGGUUCGAAAUAG
Penicillium coprophilum is the source of this 900-nucleotide messenger RNA. Its product is annotated as NAD(P)-dependent oxidoreductase. The coding region runs from base 1 to 900 and encodes 299 amino acids. The record is from RefSeq and is a predicted model, not a curated record. Lineage: Eukaryota; Fungi; Ascomycota; Eurotiomycetes; Eurotiales; Aspergillaceae. Gene Ontology annotation, molecular function: NAD binding; 3-hydroxyisobutyrate dehydrogenase activity; NADP binding. Gene Ontology annotation, cellular component: mitochondrion. The transcript is spliced from 2 exons. Gene Ontology annotation, biological process: L-valine catabolic process.